Molecule: messenger RNA, 969 nt
Organism: Glycine soja
Lineage: Eukaryota; Viridiplantae; Streptophyta; Magnoliopsida; Fabales; Fabaceae
Product: short-chain dehydrogenase TIC 32, chloroplastic-like
Exons: 8
Coding region: 1-969 (322 amino acids)
Source: RefSeq, a predicted model, not a curated record
AUGGGGUGGCCAUUCAGCAGAAUAGGAGCUUCUGGGUUUUCAUCAUAUUCUACUGCCAAGGAAGUUACUCAUGGAAUCGAUGGAAGUGGUCUCACUGCUAUUGUUACAGCAUCGAGUGGUCUUGGUGCUGAGACUGCUCGUGUUCUUGCUUUGCGUGAUGUCCAUGUGAUUAUGGGGGUGAUAGAUAUGAUUGGUGCAAAAACUGUUAAGGAAGCAAUACUUAAGGAGGUUCCCACAGCUAAAGUUGAUGUCAUGGAGCUAGAUCUUAGUUCUAUGACAUCUAUCCGGAAUUUUGCUUCAAAGUUCAAUUCAUAUGGUCUUUCAUUGAAUAUUUUGAUAAACAAUGCAGGAAUUUGUGCUGCCCCUUUUGCACUAUCCAAGGAUAACAUUGAACUUCAAUUUGCCAUAAAUUACAUAGGUCAUUUUCUUUUAACAAAUGCGUUGUUGGAUACUAUGAAGAAAACAACAAGUGAAAGUAAGAAACAAGGAAGAAUUGUUAAUGUCUCAUCAAUUGGUUAUCGAUUCACAUAUCAUGAAGGAAUCCUUUUUGACAAAAUUAAUGACCAGUCAAGUUACAACAAUUGGUGUGCAUAUGGACAAUCAAAGCUUGCUAAUAUUUUGCAUGCCAAUGAACUGGCAAGGCGUCUCAAGGAAGAUGGAAUAGAUAUUACUGCUAAUUCUGUUCAUCCAGGAGGCACUAGGUCCACCAAUAUUCACAUUCAUAAUCGUUUAUUGACUGGUUUAGUCAAAAUUGUAAGGCUAUUUGGCGUCGAGAAGAUACUGGGACUUAUGGCGAAAAAUGUGCAGCAAGGAGCAUCAACAACAUGUUAUGUAGCCUUGCACCCCCAAGUGAGUGGAAUCAACGGCAAACAUUUUGCUGAUAAUAAUCUUGCGGAAGUAUACUCACAUGGAAGGGACGUGGAUUUAGCCAAGAAGUUGUGGGAUUUUAGCAUAAAUUUGACCAAGUAA